Molecule: messenger RNA, 480 nt
Organism: Oncorhynchus gorbuscha (pink salmon)
Lineage: Eukaryota; Metazoa; Chordata; Actinopteri; Salmoniformes; Salmonidae
Product: gamma-crystallin M2-like
Exons: 3
Biological process (GO): visual perception; lens development in camera-type eye
Molecular function (GO): structural constituent of eye lens
Source: RefSeq, a predicted model, not a curated record
CGCUGACAUGUUAAAAGUCCAACUAUUUACAUGACAAUACUGCCGUUGAUCCAUGGAUUAUAAAGAGAGGACGCACCUCCCAACCCAGUGAGACCAAAGUUGACCUUCACAAUGGGAAAGAUAAUUUUCUACGAAGACAGAAACUUCCAGGGUCACUCUUAUGAGUGCGGUGUAGAAUGCUCUGACCUACAUGCCCACUUCCGCCGCUGCAACUCCAUCAAGGUGGAGAGCGGCAACUGGAUGGUGUACGAGAGGCCCAGCUACAUGGGCUAUCAGUACUUCCCGAAGGAAGGCGAGUUCUCCGACUACCAGCGUUGGAUGGGCUUCAAUGACUGCGUCAGGUCCUGUCGCAUGAUCCCCCCAGGUAAGAGACGGAUUAAGGAAGAGCACCAGGGAUCUCACCGUAUGAGAAUCUUCGAGUCGCCCGAGUUCGGAGGACAGAUGACGGAGUUGACAGACGACUGCCCCAACCUCUACGAC